UGGAUGAGGCUCACAGGCAGCUCCGCCUUCGAUUAGUCGGCCUGACGGACGGUGCUGUUGCCAGAAGCAGCAGCAGCAGCAGCAGCGUCCGACGCGGAUCGUCCGGAGGUGAGGACUAGCAGGAACGCCAUCCACCAUUUCAGCUUUGUAGGUGCAAAAACGACGGAAUAUAUGAAUUGAGUUGUCGUUUGUGGGGAGUUUGUGGAGUACUUUGUGUAGGGGCCGAUAACAACAGCGAGCUCGUCUGCCCGCUGUGCUGCUCUCUGCCCCCGGCCAGCCACUCGGGAGUUAGCCCGCCACCCUCCCGUACAACUCCAGCAGCAGCAGCAGCAGCAGCCAGGCUGUGCUUUACAAAGCAUGGCGCUCCGGGCUAGAGCCAUUUACGACUUUACCUCCGAGAAUCCCGGCGAGGUUUCUGUACGGGAGAACGAGAUAGUAAGUUUGUACAGCGAGAAGGACAUCGAUGGCUGGCUGGAGGGCACCAACAGCAAAGGUGAGAGGGGUCUUUUCCCGGCGUCCUAUGUGGAGAUCCUGAGGAGCGACAACAAUAACACAUCUGGGGACACGUACCCGCAGUCGCGCUAUGCCAAUGUGCCGUCCACAGGUUUUGACGGCUCUUUUAAGACCACAGUGGACAAUGUGCCCAAAGCUGUCAACGCACCACAGCAGAUCUACCAGCAGCCCAGUGAUGAUGACUGGGAUGACGACUGGGACGAUAGCUCCACUGUGGCAGACGAGCCAGGCACACUUGGAAGUAGGUACUUUGAAGGAAAUGGACCGUCCACUUACAGGGUGUCUACCACCUCCAUGUCAAGAGGUCAGGCCCCGAAAAGCUCCGCGACAGUCAGCAGGAACUUAAACCGCUUCUCCACUUUUGUCAAAUCCGGCGGUGAGGCCUUUGUUCUCGGCGAGGCAGCAGGUUUCGUAAAAGAUGGGGAUAAGAUCUGCGUGGUGAUGGGACAGUAUGGUCCGGAGUGGCAGGAGAACCCGUACCCGUUCACCUGCGCCAUCGACGACCCCACAAAGCAGACCAAGUUUAAAGGGAUGAAGAGCUACAUCUCCUAUAAGCUGACCCCCACACACACUCAGAACCAGGUGAAUAGACGCUACAAGCACUUCGACUGGUUGUACGCCCGCCUGGUGGAGAAGUUCCCCGUCAUCUCAGUGCCUCACAUACCAGAGAAGCAAGCCACUGGACGCUUUGAGGAGGACUUCAUCUCCAAGAGAAGAAAAGGUCUCAUCUGGUGGAUGAACCACAUGACCAGCCACCCCGUCCUGGCCCGCUGUGACGUCUUCCAGCACUUCCUCACCUGCAGCUGCACGGACGAGAAGGCCUGGAAGCUAGGUAAGAGGAAGGCCGAGAAGGACGAGAUGGUGGGCGCCAACUUCUUUCUCACUAUCAGCACACCGGCCUCACCGCUCGACUUCCAAGAAGUGGAGAGCAAAAUAGACGGCUUCAAGGCGUUCACCAAGAGGAUGGAUGACAGCGCUCUGCAGCUCAACGCCACCGUUGGAGAAUUCGCCCGCAAGCAGAUAAGCGGCUUCAAGAAGGAAUAUCAAAAGAUGGGCAUGUCCUUCAAGGUGCUCAGCCAGGCCUUUGAGAUGGACCAGCAGGCCUACUCAGCUGGACUCAACCAGGCUAUUUCAUUCACUGGGGACGCGUUUGAAUCCAUUGGAGACUUUUUUGCAGAGCAGCCCAACAAGGACCUAGACCCCAUCAUGGAUUUGUUAGCGCUUUAUCAGGGACACCUCGCCAACUACCCAGACAUCAUCCACGUACAAAAAGGAGCCCUGACCAAGGUGAAGGAGAGUCAGCGGCACGUGGAGGAAGGCAAGAUGGAGGCGGCGCAGGCGGAGGAAAUCAACGAGCGUUGCAACAUUAUCUCGUGCGCCACGCUGGCAGAGAUCCAGCACUUCCAUCAGAUCCGCGUGCGGGACUUCCGGGCACAGAUGCAGCACUACCUGCAGGAGCAGAUCGCCUUCUUCCAAAAGAUCACAGGCAAGCUGGAGGAGGCGCUGCACAAGUACGACGUAGCAUAGCAGCAUCUGCCGCUUUGCUACAGGACGUUAUGACCUCUGUGACCCCCUGGUGAACCCAACCCUGCUACCUAGAAUGUAGCCAGUGGAGCUUCGACGGGUUCGAGGAGAACAAAUCCAAGGCUUCAUCACAUUUUUUGAAUGUCUAAUGCAAAAAGCUUCAGCAUCAAUCUGCUGCACCAGGAAGCAAGCAUGACUGCAUUUAUCACGUUUGUAUUAGCCUUAAUGUUUUUUUUUUUUUUUUUUUUAAAGGGACAGUGUCCUCAGGAGCAGCUACCGUCUUGCUGUGCCUUCUCCUUUUCUUACUGAAAGCUUUAUAUACAGUAUGUAGAAAUAUAUUUGUUUUUACAAAGCAUUUAAUUGUCUUUGGACUAGAAAACUGUUCGUUGGAAGGCUGAGGAGAAAAGCAUGGGUUUUGUUGUUUUUUUAAUACAAGCUUGCAAGACGUCAAACGGACACUUUUUUGUACCUAAAUCUUGAUUUUUGUCUCCCAUGAAAUGUUUAUGAACGCAGUCUUUCUGAUGAUGCACACUUGUUACUGCUGUUUUUAACGCCAAUCAUGUUGGUUGCAUGACGUGAAGCAGAAAUAAAUUGCUCCUUCACAUAAAAAGGUCUGUUUUAUAUUGGCUUGAAAAUAUUUGGGCGACAUUUUUAGAAAUGCGCUGGAAAGCCCCUGUGGUUAUGAAAUAAGCGGAGUCAUGUUCAAAAUAGUAAGUGUUGCGAGAGUUCAUAUUGAGCAUUUAGAUUGCUUUAAUAGUUAACUUUAGUUAACUAAAACCACCACAUUCUUGGGCGGGGGUGUCUAUUUUGUAUCACUCAUCUUUAUGCUGGAGGUGACAAAGCAAAGCAGUGUAAUAUCUAAUAAUAUAUCUCAUUGGUCAUUUUAGUUUUUAGAAUAAGCCCAGGGCCAAUUAAAGAUGACAUUUUGUGACAUCAUUUUUAUUUUUAAGCCAUUAUUGCUGUGAUGACAAUUCGGUACAGUUAUGGAAAACCACAUCAAACCACCCUUGUUUCUUCAGUUUCUUCUUCAGU
This is a messenger RNA of Doryrhamphus excisus (bluestripe pipefish), 3069 nucleotides long. It is a transcript of the gene snx18a, whose product is annotated as sorting nexin 18a. Gene Ontology annotation, cellular component: cytoplasmic vesicle; plasma membrane. The record is from RefSeq and is a predicted model, not a curated record. Gene Ontology annotation, molecular function: phosphatidylinositol binding; protein binding. Lineage: Eukaryota; Metazoa; Chordata; Actinopteri; Syngnathiformes; Syngnathidae. Gene Ontology annotation, biological process: cleavage furrow formation; mitotic cell cycle; plasma membrane tubulation.